AAUGUACAGAGAUUGAUUGAAUUGCUAUUUUACUUUGUAAAGAUUUUUAUUAGCAAUGGAAUCAAGAAUGGAUCAUUAUGAGUUAAUGGAACAAAUUGGUCGUGGAGCAUUUGGUGCAGCAAUUUUAGUGCAUCACAAGCAAGAGAGAAAGAAGUAUGUGUUAAAGAAGAUUCGUUUGGCUAGACAAACAGAGAGAUGUAGGAGAUCUGCUCAUCAAGAGAUGGCAUUAAUUGCACGGAUUCAACACCCAUUUAUCGUUGAAUUCAAGGAAGCAUGGGUAGAGAAGGGUUGCUAUGUUUGCAUUGUUACUGGCUAUUGCGAAGGUGGCGAUAUGGCUGAAUUGAUGAAGAAAGCAAAUGGACAAUAUUUUCCAGAAGAGAAACUUCUGAAAUGGUUCACUCAACUACUAUUGGCAGUAGAAUAUCUGCAUUCAAAUUAUGUGCUGCACCGUGACCUUAAAUGCUCAAACAUCUUUCUCACCAAGGAACAAGAUGUUCGCCUUGGGGAUUUUGGGCUUGCAAAAACAUUGAAGGCAGAUGAUUUGGCUUCUUCAGUAGUUGGAACUCCCAAUUACAUGUGCCCUGAACUUCUUGCGGACAUUCCUUAUGGUUUUAAAUCAGAUAUUUGGUCCCUAGGCUGCUGUAUGUAUGAAAUGGCUGCUUAUCGACCUGCAUUUAAAGCAUUUGACAUGGCGGGAUUGAUAAGCAAGAUUAACAGAUCGUCCAUUGGUCCUCUGCCAUCUUGUUAUUCUCCGCACUUGAAAACACUUAUUAAAGGCAUGCUAAGAAAGAAUCCUGAGCAUCGUCCCAGUGCUACCGAGCUCCUGAAGCACCCGUAUUUGAAGCCGUAUCUUGAGCAAUACCGACCAUCCUUUAUUACUCAUGUAGCAAGCUAUCCUGAAAAACCUCUCACUUCUGGCCGUGACUCUCGGAAGAAUAUGGCAGAAAGCCAAAGUAGUACAAGUUCUUGUAGUGAUAAAGAAAGUUUGAAGUCAAAGGAGAAAAACAUCCAAAGCAAGGCUUCCAAUAAUGAUUAUAGAGGCACUGAUGUAGAUGUUGCAUUUGUUGAUGAUGAUAUUGACUUUAGGCGACUUCAUUCCUAUGACGAAAAUCACGGAGAUGAUACUUUUCCUGAAGAUACAGAUGAUUAUGAAUCUAAGAACAUUAUUGAUGACGAGAGGAUAUGUGAUGCAGAAGCUAAACAACCUAGAGCAAUAAAAAAUAUUGUGUCGGCUGUGAAAGAAGGAAAAAUGAGAGAGCAUAGUUCCCCAAUGAGGGGCAACCGAGCGAAGGUUGGUGGUUCAGGUGCACAGAAAGCUAACACUGAAGCAUCACCAAAGAUUCCAAAACCGAGCUCAGUUACUCCUUCUAAACGCAAUGCAGAGUCGCCAUCUCCUGGAUCAACAAAGGCCGGAUCUGAUUCCAUGAAAAGGAAUCACGGAAUGCAUGCUUUAAAGCAUCAGUUGCCUGUCAUCGAGUCCAUUCCUAAGACUAAACCUAGAUAUGAAGGUAUCUCCUCGUCUGGUCCUUUAAAGCAUGUUGCUGAAGAUGUAUUUCCUCCAAGGCCAAGAUUGCGAACACCUCCUAACUUGAUUAGACGAUCAUCAUUCCCCAGAAGGAUAAAGCAAGUGGGACAUGAUACCUCAAAUACUCCUAACAAUAAUGUUAAGCCUGGUCCCAGUGACAAUUCUCCAUGUCCUGAAAGGGUUGCCGAGCCAAAGAAUUGUGUGCAACAUUCUCGAAAAGUUUCAAUAGAAACGCAAGAAGAAAGUAGCAUUUCUGCUUCUUCUUCUGUAUCAAUUCAAGGAUUUGAACUUUGUGAUGACGCAACAACUCCUUUUAUGAAUUUGACGGAGCAGAUUCUCCAAGGUCAUGAAAGAGCUACUGAAACUGAAACCACGAGAUCAAGGCCGUCCUGGUCAACCACUAACUCGUCUCUUUCCGAGAUUGCUUUUAGUUUAGGGGAAACCUGUGAUAAUAAGAAUUCUGAACCAUGCUACAUCAAAAAGUAUGACGAGCAUCAUCACAUUGUGGAUGUUGGUGCUUGCAAUCAGAAAUCAAAUUCAACUGUGGCCACUGACAGUGCCCUCCCUUGCUCCAAAGAAAUGGCCAUCUUUGAAGAUCAUUCUACAGCUCGUAGGCUUGAUGUUAUGACUGAUCUUUUGCCUCGAUCAAACCCGACUUCAGCAUCCUCUGGGGACGAUAAGUUUAUGGUGAAGUUAUCAUCCUCAACAACAGAAAUUGUCUCUCCCACUGCUCCUCCCGUUUCAUUUAGCCAAACUAGUCUGCCACAACUCUCUGACAGCACUUCAAAAUCCGAUGACGAUGACAAGUUUAUUACAAAGGAACUAUUGUGCUCUCCCACUGAAAGUACUACUCCUUCUCCACCUGCUCCAAAAAAUACGGUUCUUGAAAAAACAGAUGCUUCUCAGCUUACACCAGCUUCUGAUGACGUCAUACAUCUCAUACAACAUAGUAGUUUCCGAGUGGAUAGUGAGCAGCCAGUGAUGGACACCGUGGAGAGAAAUGUCGACGUUGGGAAACAGAUAAAUGUGGUAAGAGAUGAAGUUGAUAAUGAGUGUCUAGGUACUCUUGGGGCUCCAAACGCUUCUACUUCUGCUGGAUCAGCGAUUCUUAAAUCCAAUAUCCCUGAUGGUGUCCAUAAUAAGGAGAUUGAUGUGAGAAACCACAGCAGUCCACAAAAAUUGGAUUCUCCAGAACCGGCUGCAGAGGAGGAAAGGCCGGUAAAGGAAAUGUUAGAUGUCAAGUCGUUUAGACAGAGGGCGGAUGCACUUGAAGGUCUACUAGAAUUAUCUGCUGACUUACUGGAGCAAGAUAGAUUAGAAGAGCUUGCUGUUGUUCUAAAACCUUUUGGCAAGAACAAGGUGUCGCCGAGGGAGACAGCUAUCUGGUUGGCCAAGAGCAUGAAAGGAAUGAUGCUUGAAGAUUCUCCGCGAAAUUCAUGAUCCAUUAUGCAGAUUGGUAUUUGCAAGUACUUGUUUAUAGUGUUGCUCGCUUGUUUAUCUUUUUCGUUUUAUUUUUGGUCAUUCAAUUUCCUAUUGAAUUUGCCCAGAGAAGCAGUUAAAAAAGGUGCUUAACUUUCUUUUUGUCAUUUGUAUUUAUGUAAUUCAUUCACUUUAGUAAUUGUAAAUAGAUAGAUAGAAGCUUGAAUAAAUCUAUGAUUUGUAAAAUGUAAGGAUGUUUUGGAACACUGUUUUUCAUCAGACAUUUUCAUGUCA
This is a messenger RNA of Lycium ferocissimum, 3238 nucleotides long. Its product is annotated as serine/threonine-protein kinase Nek5-like. Gene Ontology annotation, biological process: protein phosphorylation; microtubule-based process. NCBI's taxonomy places the organism in Eukaryota, Viridiplantae, Streptophyta, Magnoliopsida, Solanales, Solanaceae. The coding region runs from base 56 to 2965 and encodes 969 amino acids. Gene Ontology annotation, molecular function: ATP binding; protein kinase activity. The record is from RefSeq and is a predicted model, not a curated record. The transcript is spliced from 14 exons. Gene Ontology annotation, cellular component: cortical microtubule.